GCAAGGCAGGAGGGAGAAGCAAGGGAGUCACAUCGCAACAGUGCCACUGUGCCAAGAAAGAGGGAGUGUGAGAAGACAGGAAGGGGACGACAAGGACUUGAUCAUUUUCUCUGCCAUUAUGAAAAUAAUUACCCAGAUCUUGUGCUUUUUCCUUUUAAUAACCUUGUACAAAUGUGCAGUGAUCACUGGGGCCUGUGAAAGGGAUCUCCAGUGUGGAGGUGGGACAUGUUGCGCCAUCAGCUUGUGGCUACGUGGGCUCCGAAUGUGUACUCCGCUGGGGCAAGAAGGAGAUGAAUGCCACCCUAUUAGCCAUAAGGUCCCCUUCUUUGGAAAGCGACAGCAUCACACCUGUCCAUGUUUGCCAAAUUAUGUGUGCUCCAGAUUCAUCGAUGGCCGAUAUAGAUGCUCAUUAGACUUCAAGAGCAUGGACUUUUAAUGAAAAUGAAAGUGUUUCAUGGUGGUCCUUAUUGAAAAAUCCCUGCCAUAUACAUUAAUUACUUAUCUUCAGUGUCCUAAAAGGACAAUUCAGUAUCCAUUUACAUAAGCAUUGUCCAUUGACUUAAAUGUGGUUCAAUGGCCACAGCCAGAAUAUACCGGAACAAACAAAUUCGGGCAAGAGGUCAGAGCUGAAGCUGCUUAGCUGAUGGCAAUUCACCACAGAAAGUUACACCAUUGAAGUUAACAUUGGUCUAACACUGUCUUCCUAAGUGCACCAUCCACCGCAAUUUCCUAACAUAUGCAAAAUAAUUUAUACAUUAGAAUAUAUAAAACAUACUUGCCAGUAUCCUGCUCAACGUUUAUAUGUGCAAAAGUUUAACUGUGGAAGCUGCCACAGCCAUCUGAUGAGGUGCUUCUCAGAUCGUCAUGGUAGUUAGAACUCCAUGCAUAGCUAUAUAUUGCAAGGGAUACUGGGCAGUGUGUUUUCCCAUGGUAUAUUUAUGCAGAUCACGUAACCUAAUAUAGAAACUAGAAGUGGAAAGUACGGUGCCUGGUCAUCCCCAAUGCACAAAACUGUCCUGUGUGAGCUGUUUCUUCCUACCUGGAAGAAAUUAUGAAGCAUCUUUUCAUAUGUGAAAUUUUGAUCAGAAAAGCCCAACCACAGCAUGAAAUGUAUGGCACUAGCCAGAGCAAGGUGUUUCCUAGCUGUGGCUCAAAUGCUUGCUGCUGAGGCAUAUUAAACAUUCUUGCCUGCAUGCGAGGAUGCAGUGCCAUUACUGUAGAAGGUCACAAGGUGGCAGUGAAAGUGCAGAAGCAACUGCUUUGGCAUUGUACAGAUAGCGAGUGACUAAGCCAAGGAGCAGUGUGGAGAGAUAGGUGAGCAGGCAUAGGGUGACGUUGGUAGCCUGUGCUGGGGACACUUCGGCCCAUGUUGUUGCCAAGUGCCACUCUGGUGCAGAACAGGAUAAGUGGACUAGGCUUGUUUUUUCUUGCUUCCGUGAUUGCUGUUACACGAUUGUGUCACAUAAUAAGAUUCUGGUCUAAAUGUUUGUUUUGCAUCUUAAAACAAAAGAGUAGGUGCUUUAAUUUUUUUUUUAAAUGCUUGAAGUUUUGUUAACAUUUCUCUGGGGAGAAGCAGAACUGGAGAGAAGUAGAACUGGUUUUGCGGCUGACCCAAAAGCCAACUCAUCAUUUUAUUUGGCCAGCCCCUGAUGGAAAGAAGAACAGCUCCUCUUGAUACGGUUUCAGAUGGAAGCUUUGAUAAAGUGUGGAUCCACAGCAGGCUAACAACUUCAGAUACACAUAUCUAUAAUACAGCAUCAAGAACAUUGCUUUGAGUGUGGGUAGAAGCCAGAUAUUAUUGGGGCUUAAAUAUAUACUAUACCAUAAUAUGGAAUGUUCCUUUGUAUUGUGCAGCUAUGGGUCUUCUACUGUUAUGUGUGUGUCAAAAUGUAAUAUGGAUUAUUUUUCUGUACUUUAGCAUAAAAUCACGUAUGUAUGGAACUUCCACCUUUUUAUGUAAUUGUUAUUGAAAUGUUUUUGGCUAGAGGCAUGACUGAAAGAUGGAAAACGUCUCUGGGCAUGUACACUCAUGCUAAACCUACCACUGAUUAAUGAGUUGUGCCAUUUCUCUAUAGCUUUAAAAUCCUACUUUACCAGAGGUUCAUUUCUACCAUCUCUACCGCCAGAACAUUUUCCUUACAAAAAUAGAUAUUACUGUACAGUAUUAGAAAACUGAAAAGGCACUUUGUGCCCUCUAGAGGCCAACUUUUUUUUUAAAGUAGAGCUCCUCUGAAAGAAAAAAAGAUGCCUGUUUGUUCUAAUGUGAGCUUUCUUCAGUUCCUUACAUUGCAAAUUA
Messenger RNA from Pogona vitticeps (central bearded dragon), 2296 nucleotides. RefSeq names its product prokineticin 1 (gene PROK1). The record is from RefSeq and is a predicted model, not a curated record. Lineage: Eukaryota; Metazoa; Chordata; Lepidosauria; Squamata; Agamidae. Gene Ontology annotation, biological process: endothelial cell proliferation.